CGCGUGGGUCCCGGCCCUGCCCACCCCAGCCCAGGCUGACAGAGCCGGCGCUUGCGGCUGCGGGCGGUGCGCGGUGGCGGGCCUGCCCCGCGGUCCCGAGCGUGCAGGGAGGGCGGACUUCAGGACGGACUUGCCGCCCCCUACACCGGGCCUGAGGGUCCCCCCCACCGCCUCGGCCUUCCGCUGGUCACUGCCACCCCACCGCUCUGAGUGAGCUCGGCACCCGGAGAGGAUUAACACCCAGGGAGGCAGGGGCUCCCUUUGUUCAAGGAGGCAGCUGUGCAGGUGGCCGCCACGGGGGAGCAGGAGCCCCAGGCUGGGCCCUCCUGGUGUCAAAAGCGAGCUGGCAGGUCAACCAACCACAGGCACUCUCUCAGCCAGCUCCCCCAGUGUCAGCAUGAAUGCCAAGAUCCCAUCUGCUAAGGGCUGAAAAAAGGGCUGUUUCAGCACCCCCCCUCCCCCCUCCGCCCCUGACCUGGAGCCUGCCACAGAUGGGCCAGGCUCGGAGACCACCACUCUCAGCCCGGAGGCCACCAGCUUUAACGACACCAGGCUCCCCGACGUGGCCGAUGGAGCCGCCGGCGUGGGCACCAUGCUUCUGUCCUUCGGAAUCAUCACAGUGAUUGGCCUGGCUGUGGCCACGGUGUUAUACAUCAGGAAGAAGAAGAGGCUGGAGAAGCUUCGCCACCAGCUCAUGCCCAUGUACAACUUCGACCCCACGGAGGAACAAGAUGAGCUGGAGCAGGAGCUGCUGGAACAUGGGCGGGACGCCGCCUCCAUGCAGGCCGCCGCCUCUGCGCAGGCCAUUCAGGGCAAGACUACUCUCCCCUCCCAGGGCCCGCUGCAGAGGCCCAGCCGGCUGGUGUUUACCGACGUAGCCAACGCCAUCCAGGCGUGAGCAGCCCAGGGACCGGCCGGGACCUCUGACAGAGACGCCGCCUGGUGCCUGCAGACUGCCCACUUUCUGUCAAGACCGCUUCUCAGGACCUGCCUGGCCAAGACAGGGAAGGGCCGACCAGGCCCCAGCUGUUCUGCGCAGCCACCUGCUGGCUCUCCGGACUGUAAGAGAGGGCCCUGGCCAGGGUGGGCAUCUGGCCACUGACCUCUCCUGACCUGGCACAGAGGGCAUCCCUCAUGCUGGGAAGCCCAAACACCACUGCUGGCUCCGUGUAUCCCAUCCAGACCCCUCACACUGGGAUCUGCUUCUCUAAUGCAGAGAAAAAGUGGAGAUGUGGGGGGAAAGGGGGGGAAAUGGGGGCUCCUCUCCUUUUUUUUUUAAUCUGGAGCCUCCUCCAGGGUGAGAGGCAACCACCCAGGUCACGAAGACAGAGUAAAACAGCAUCUGUUAUGGGUCCCAAGGGGCCCAGGGCUAGAGCCGAACCUCGCAGGAGACAAGGGUGCAGGAGUGGGGCUGCUCAGACCCCGGUCCAGGGUGUGGCAGAGGGUCCAGAGAUCUCCAGGCCACCGUCUCUGACAGCCACGUUUGGUGGGCUCAAGCUAGGAUGGGAGCUAAAGGGGAAGGAAGUGGGGGAAUGGGUGUAGGAGGAGGCAGCCCCCGACCUGCUGACAGGUCUCCUGCACGUGCGUGAGUGACCACGUGCAGACACCUAUCUGCCGCUGUGUGGGGGCCAGGAGACCUGUGUUGGCCCUGUCCUCCAGGCCAACGCCCACCCAUGGUAGGCAGGGCAGCAUCAGGGCUUCUGGGCCUGAAGGGAAGAGGGACGUAGGGCAGGUCCGGUUCUUGGCUGGUCUGGGAAAGCUGGGUUAACCUGCUUGUGAAAACGGCUCCUGUCUUGGGCCGUACUGGGGGUUGGGGGCUGGGGAGAGGCCGAUGGGCUGAGGGCAGUGGUCGCAUGCUACAAUCCUGCCGGCCUGGGACUGGGUGCGGAAUUGCCUCUUGGAAAAAUGAUCAAAGAAACCCAGUCUCCUUUUGAACUCCCCCUUCUCUGUCCUACCCACGGCGGGUCCUCUUCACGUUUUAAGAGGUGGUACUGCACCUCUUAACGUCUUCGCACUUGGCCUGCCGUGAGUCCUGAGUGGCCAGGCUGAUGCCAGGGGCGCCUGGGCAGGGCAUUGGACAGGCUGACCCAGUGCCGGCUAUUUUCACCACACUGAGCACACACCCAUACAUGAGUAUGCACAGAGACGUGUCCCCGAGCCAGGCCUCGCCACUGUCACUGUCCUCCGCUGGCUGGAGGGGGCAUGGAAGGUACGGAAGAUCUUCCAUUGGGCAAGUAUCAUGUGUCAGGAGGCGAGGGCCCAGGAGGCCCCCAGGGAAGGUUCUGGAUUCAUUCCUUCUAGAUGCUAUAAAUAUGUUAGCACUUGAGCCGACUGGAGGGCUGUGGGUAAUUUAGGAAGCACAAAGCUGUCAUUUAACUCACAGCGUCUCCAUGUGAGAGCAUUAAAGAUGUAAUUAAGAUGUUUACACGAAGACAGUGUGAGCCAGUGACACUCGGAGUGUGGAGCCCCAGGAGGGGGGCGGGAUGGGUGAGGGGCUGCGGGGGCCUGAAUCCCGGCUAGAAUCCCGGCUAUGAGUCGCAGCCUGGCUGGAGUUCCCUCAUGUACCUGAGGAAGUGCCCCUGGUCCCGAGUUCAAGGCUGCUCUGGAGUGGAAUGGGGCGAUGCCUGGCCCUCUCUGGGGUGGGGAGGUCAAAUGGACCUCCUUACUGUGCCCUCGCAGCGGCCCCCUCAUCCUCCCGCCCAGCGCCUCUGUUCUCCAGACCCUUCUCCCAGUCGUGGAGCAAAACCAAAGUCCCCAGUCUCCCGGGCGUGGGCGGAGGUUCAGGUGACACGUCCUGUGGUCUUGGACCUGGUGGGCUGACCAGGGCUCUCCUCACCGCUGCAGCCAGGCCCCAGGUUGACUGGUAAGUGGGGCCCUGCGGGAAAGCCCCCACCCCGACCUGGCACACACCCUUCAGUCGCCGAAACCCCCCAUGUGAA
Messenger RNA from Tupaia belangeri chinensis (Chinese tree shrew), 2939 nucleotides. It is a transcript of the gene CUNH3orf18, whose product is annotated as chromosome unknown C3orf18 homolog. The transcript is spliced from 5 exons. NCBI's taxonomy places the organism in Eukaryota, Metazoa, Chordata, Mammalia, Scandentia, Tupaiidae. The record is from RefSeq and is a predicted model, not a curated record.